This is a messenger RNA of Didymodactylos carnosus, 1170 nucleotides long. The record is from the annotation of a GenBank genome assembly. NCBI's taxonomy places the organism in Eukaryota, Metazoa, Rotifera, Eurotatoria, Philodinida, Philodinidae.
AUGGAGCAGUCGUCCUGGCAGCAAAUGCAUUCAAUCAAUAACAGAAGAAAACGUAGACUUGAUGAAGACAAUGAUACUGUAAAAAGAUUUAAACAAGAAGAUUAUCAUAUUGUCACUACCUACGAAGAUCUAUGUAAUGAUGUUCAAAUGGAAAUUUUUGAUUAUAUUGAUGUCUAUUAUUUAUAUAAAUCUUAUAGAAAUUUAAAUAUACGUUUUGAUCAAUUAUUAAGUGAUCGUCAUCUUCGUCUACAUUUAAAUACAAGAAAUAUACCAAAUCAACAACUUUAUUCUUAUUGUAUGGAACAACUUUUUAAUAUAUCAGAUCGUCUUGUAUCAUUAAAAUUACAAGCUAAAAGUGCUGAACCAACAUUUCAAUUUGAUGAUCGAUAUGAAUUAUCUGUAUUUUUAACGAGUUGUUGUCCUAGACGAUUUUAUCGAUUAGAAUCAUUAAUAAUAACACAAUGUGAAUUUUCAAUUGAUCAAUUAGUUAGUUUAAUACUUGAUUUAAAAUGUUUAUCAAAACUUACUAUACUAUGUAUUUAUGAAGUUAAAUUCAUUGGAUAUAAUAUAAGUGAUAUACCAAGAAUGAUUUUAUUUGAAAAUUAUCUACCACAAUUAAAAACUUUUAUAUUUCCCGGUGUUUAUCGUUCAGACGUAAGUAAUUAUACAUUUUAUACAAUAAAUAAUAAUCUUGAAAAUUUAUCAGUUCGUUGUUUACCUGAAGAAUUAUUUGUACUCUUUAAAUAUUCACCAAAACUAAUAUACUUAAAUGUUACCAUUUAUGGUCCAUGCCAAUAUUUUGCAAGAUUCUUCACAAUACCUGUUCUACCAUUGUUAAAACAUUUGAAAAUGCGUCUUAGCGGUGUAUCACAUAAUGAACUCUUUAUGCUAUUAAAAGCAAUGCCAAAUUUAAAAAUAUUAGAAUUAAAUGGCUAUGCUGAUGAUAAAAAACUAUUUCAUGGUGAAGAAUUAAUAAAACUAUCAUCAAUAUUACCAUUAUUAAUGAGAUUUCUAAUCGAUAUAGAAAGUAUAAGACCGUUAAAAAUUGAUGCCGAGCAAAUAUUAGUCACAUUUACUCCAGAUCAUUGGUAUCAAGAUGUUGAAUGUGUAGAGCAUGACAACUAUGUUACACUAUCAGCUACAAUGAAGAAAGCGGAUAUUUUUGUGUAA